AUGGCUAGUCCGGAGAAAAAGCAACAAGGAGCCGAGGAAUCGAAAGUUUCGUUGCUUCGUCCAUCUAAAUUCACUACGGGAGCGGAUCAUACUGCUUGGAAUCGCACAUAUGCUCGUUCUAUUGCCAUGCGAAUGGGUAUUCGGCGUGAUGGUGUCACAGAGCAAGCUAUAGACAAUAUAAUGUCCCAUGCGUUGGAAGUUGUUCGAGAUGUGGUAAUGACGGCCACACAUAUUGCUGGCCACGGGAGAAGAACGAAAGUGGAGUCCCGUGAUAUAGAAAACAGCGUUAAUGUACUGAACACAAUCUUCCCAUUCACUUCUUCGCAUGCUCCGUCAAAUACGCAAUUUCGCCUUUCGGAUAUGCUGAACAAGUCUUUAUAUCCUAACAAUCGAUUCGUGGUCGAUCUCCGAUCGAUUAUGAACGUGCCGCCUCGUAGAAUGCCUUUCAAGAGACGAAUAAGAAAGCAUUGGCUAGUUAUUGAUGGCGAACAACCAAGGGUGCCUGAGAAUCCUGUUAUUGCUGCUGAUUCUGCUUCUACCCAAGAAACCAGCAGUUAUCCUCCUGGGCCAAAUGAUUCGAUUAUGGCUAGUUUUUUUCUUUUUGCUCUUUACAGGCUUUGUACUGAGUUUUUGCAAUGCGUUUACGGUAUAUUGGAGGAUGCAGCUCGUGCACAAAGAGCUAUUCACAAGUCGGAACAAUCCAGUUCUCGUCCAGUUACCAGCCAUGUGCUUGCAUUGGACCAACAAGUCUUCUUCCGAAAGUGUGUGGAAACAGUUAUGGGGCCCUCCCCGGAAAAGAGACGAGAGAUCCUUCACCUUCUGGGCUCCGAUCCAGGACUGCAGUCCUUAGUGCCGCGAUUUGCUCUGAUUAUAUUCGAAGGUGUUCGAUGUAACAUCGUACAAAGGAACCUUCCAGUGUUACGGAAUAUACUGAGGUUAUUAAAAACGCUAAUCGAUAACGUACAGGUCAAUUUGGACAAAUGUCUUCAUGAUAUUAUUCCUGCUGUGUGCUCGUGUGUAGUUUGUAGUGAAAUAAGUGCAGAUCCAGACGAUAAGCGACAUUUUCGUGUCCGAGAAUUUGCCGCUUUGAUAUUGGCAAUGAUUUGCAAGAGAACAUAUUUGGCGGAUGUGCGUGCUCGUAUCACGACACUACUUUGUCAGAUUUUCACUGACUCUCGAGCGAGUCUUGCUUCUCUUUAUGGUGCAUUGUAUGCAUUGGGGGAGUUGGGUUGUGAGACUGUUGCGUCAGUUGUUUUUCCUCGACUAGAUCUCCUUCAGCGACGAAUCGCUUCCUUAAAAGAAGCAAAUCCCAUGCGGGCAGGAGAUGCAGAAAAGGUCACGCAUCUAAUUGAGAAAAUGCUCACAAGAUUUGUGCGACGUCGCAAAACGCAGGGUCUGAAUGAAUUAGCCGAUUUCCAGAAAGCGUUUCCUGGAUUUGGAGAGGCUGUGUUCAAGAGAAUAAAAUUAGCCAAUGAGAAGCGUCGAGCUCAAGGGACAAGACCUAGUGGAGUCCAGCAGCCUGGGUGCAUAGAAGUAGGAACAAGAAAAUUGUCUCAGGUCACAAAUUCUGCGAAACGUUACCCUCGGCUACCGCAGCUGCCAUUGCGUGCACCUGGUAUAGUGCGACCAACGCAUGCUUCCAUUGCGAAGUUAAGAAUGUUGAAAUACAGUCAGCGUCAUGCUGGACGGGGACUUUUUCGACAGCCUCCAUCCUCGGCCCCGCCACAACAACGAAUUCCGACUACUACGGAGACUCCUCAGCAGCAAUUCGGAACAAUGCCAACAGGUCCACAACAUCAAAACGUUAUUCCUCAAACGAUCCGUGGACCAAUCACUCAAACGCCAGGACCGUUACCUGCUGUAUCAGUGGAACCAGCCUUCCCCCGCAGACGUCCCCCAGCGACUAUUGUAGAACAAGGGAGGGCACAUCCAGCUGUGACUGUAGAACCUGCCUAUCCCCGAAGGCUACCUGGGCCACCAGGAGGCGGAAUUUUGUAG
Molecule: messenger RNA, 1998 nt
Organism: Necator americanus (New World hookworm)
Lineage: Eukaryota; Metazoa; Nematoda; Chromadorea; Rhabditida; Ancylostomatidae
Exons: 17
Coding region: 1-1998 (665 amino acids)
Biological process (GO): RNA polymerase II preinitiation complex assembly; transcription initiation at RNA polymerase II promoter
Cellular component (GO): SAGA complex; transcription factor TFIID complex; SLIK (SAGA-like) complex
Molecular function (GO): RNA polymerase II general transcription initiation factor activity; transcription coactivator activity
Source: RefSeq, a predicted model, not a curated record